This is a messenger RNA of Condylura cristata (star-nosed mole), 2269 nucleotides long. It is a transcript of the gene C1RL, whose product is annotated as complement component 1, r subcomponent-like. Gene Ontology annotation, cellular component: blood microparticle. Gene Ontology annotation, biological process: zymogen activation. The record is from RefSeq and is a predicted model, not a curated record. Gene Ontology annotation, molecular function: serine-type endopeptidase activity. Lineage: Eukaryota; Metazoa; Chordata; Mammalia; Eulipotyphla; Talpidae.
UGGGCCAAGUCCUCGCAGGUCCUAGAUGUCCGCUUCCAGAUGUCUGGUGUCAGAUGGGGAACUGUCUCUGGAGGAGCCCCCCCUUCACAGCUGUUCAGGCAAGAUGUGGUGGUUUCUCCUCUGGGGAGUCCUCCAGGGUUGCCCCACGCGGGGUUCUGUGCUCGUGGCCCAGCAGCUACCCCAGCCACUGACAUCCCCAGGGUACCCAGAGCCGUAUCUGAGGGGCCAGGAGAGCACCACUGACAUCGAGGCUCCAGAGGGCUUCGCUGUGAAACUCAUCUUCCAGGACUUUGACCUGGAGCCGUCCCAAGACUGUGAACUGGACUCUGUCACAAUCACAGCCAGUGGGAUAGAGCCAACUCGGUUCUGUGGACAGCAAGGCUCCCUGCUGGGCAGAACCCCUGGUCAGAGGGAGUUUGUGUCCUCGGGGAGCAGUUUACGGCUGACCUUUCGUGUACCUGCCUCCUCUGAGGAUAGAACCACCAGUCUCCACAAGGGUUUCUUGGCUCUCUACCAAGCUGUGGGCCAGCCCCCCACCCAGGCCCAUGGGGAACCUAAAGCUAUCAAUACAUCUAAAGAUGACCCCUCCAAGAUCCAGAGCCACUGCUGGGAGCCCUAUUAUCAAGCAGAGACACUCACCUGCACAGCCCAGACCCCUCGGGGGGAGAAGGAGGUUCCUCUCUGUGUGCCCAUCUGUGGACGGCCAGCCGUCCCCAUCGACCCCAUCCAGGAGGCCCGUGGUUCUUCCAGAGCAAAGCCCGGUGCCUUCCCCUGGCAAGCCCUCACCAGUGUCUAUGGCCGAGGUGGCGGAGCCCUGCUGGACGACAGAUGGGUCCUCACGGCUGCCCACACCAUCUACCCCAAGGACAGCGUCUUCCCGGGGAAGAAUCGGAGCGCGGAUGUGUUCCUGGGUCACACAGAUGUAGAGGAGAUGCUGCAACGGGGCCACCGCCCCGUGAGGCGUGUGGUGGUGCACCCCGACUACCGUCAGGAUGAACCUGGCAACUUCGACGGGGACAUUGCCCUCCUGGAGCUGCAGCACCGGGUGCCGCUCGGGCCCAGCCUCCUCCCGGUGUGUCUGCCUGACAGCGAGAGCCUCUACCACAGCGGCCUGUGGGGCUACGUGAGCGGCUUCGGUGUGGAGAGGGGCUGGCUGCCCUCGGAGCUCAAGUACUCCGGGCUGCCCGUGGCCCCCCGGCCGGCCUGUGAGGCCUGGCUCCAGGAGAAGCAGAGGACAGAGGUGUUUUCUGACAACAUGUUCUGUGUGGGGGAUGAGAAGCGGGCGCAGGGUGUCUGCCAGGGAGACAGCGGCAGCGUGUUUGUGGUGUGGGACGGCGGUGCCCGCCGCUGGGUAGCCACAGGCAUCGUUUCGUGGGGUGUCGGGUGUGGCGAAGGAUAUGGUUUCUACACCAAGGUGCUCAACUACGUGGACUGGAUCAAGGGCGUGAUGGGUGGGAAGGACUGACGGGUGGGGGGAGGGGCUCUGAGCAGCAUGGCGCUGACUCUGUGGAAGCCCCAGACAGGAAGCGGGGAGUGAGGGCCGCCUGGGAGUGGGGAGAGAGGAGACGGGAACCCCUAGUCAAGUCACUUCUCGACUCCAGCCCCAUGCCACCCUACAUAAGAAGGGGUGUCCCACGGUCCCUCCUCGUCCACCUUGCCCUGCAACCAGGGCCAUCUUCACUUUGAACUUCAGCUCCUGCUAACACAGCCUCCUGGGGUCCCAUCUCUGCCUCACCUCCCAGUUCAGGUGGAGUUGGGGGGAAGUGUUCUAAUUGCAUUUUGUCUCUGAAACCUUCCAAAGCCCUUUUAGUUGACCUUCAAAUAUUCGCCCUAAUGGUUUCACCCUCUGCCUCAGUUCCUCCAUACAAUUACAGUCAAAGCUCAUAUUUUUUGUUUGUUUGAUUGACAUCUUCUGUAUGGCAAGUGCUUCACGGGUGACACCAAGCUUACAAAGAAAGUGUUAUUAGCCAUAUUUUAUAAAUGAGGAAACUGAAGCUCAGGGAGAACAAGUGACAUGCCGGGAUCCCACAGCGAGUACCAAUUCCCCUUCCCAAUGCCCUCACCCUUACAGAGUCCCCCACCUUGGAAACCCCUGAUUCAUUGAAGAUGAUACUACCUGGCUCUCACUUCUCUUCUGGUCACAUCUGCAGACAGGAGCUGAGCCCAGCGCUGGGCUGGAUUUUCCUGCAGAUACCUCCCUGUUGUUACUGGACACCCCGAUCCAUGCUCACCUGAGAUCAAUUCUUAAAUUUUCAGUAAGGAGUUGAGA